Molecule: messenger RNA, 486 nt
Organism: Plectropomus leopardus (leopard coralgrouper)
Lineage: Eukaryota; Metazoa; Chordata; Actinopteri; Perciformes; Serranidae
Source: RefSeq, a predicted model, not a curated record
AAGUCCGUACCUCAGCCAGAGCGCCGCCCGGAGUCCAAGUUGCAGCGCAGCAGCAGCGUUCAGGAGAUCUUCUCCUCACCGAGAAACAAACUGCUCAGACAGAGCAGCCUGCAGCAGCAGAAGGAGUUGGAGCAGGAGCUGACCGAACAGAGAGGACUGACUCAGGCCAUCGCCAGGCAGGGCAGCCGAGCUCGACUCCACAGCCAGGGGUCAGAGGACCACAGCCAGCUGUCGCCAUGGUCGCCUCCUGCUGAGUUCGAUGUGGAGGAGGACUCUGCUCAGAAGAAGUGGGAUCGCCUUCACAGUCGGCUGCUGGCUCUGGAGGAGAGCUGGCUGCUUCCUCCCUCUGAGGUGACAGACUCAUCUAUGAGGCGUAGUGAUGGAACAGCGGGACGCAUGAUUGGCACACAAACCCUGAAAGAGCUCCAAACUCACAUCAGCCAUCUGAAAGAGCUGGGACAGACAGCGGCAGAGCCUCUGAGUCAG